Messenger RNA from Aspergillus homomorphus CBS 101889, 1383 nucleotides. RefSeq lists its product as uncharacterized. The transcript is spliced from 3 exons. Bases 1 to 1383 code for a protein of 460 amino acids. The record is from RefSeq and is a predicted model, not a curated record. Gene Ontology annotation, molecular function: histone demethylase activity; transcription coregulator activity. Gene Ontology annotation, biological process: regulation of transcription by RNA polymerase II; protein demethylation. NCBI's taxonomy places the organism in Eukaryota, Fungi, Ascomycota, Eurotiomycetes, Eurotiales, Aspergillaceae.
AUGAGUACCGAGGCAGCCAAAAAACGACGCUAUGAAGGGAACCAACAACAUCGCAAGCGGAUACAGAUGAUCCAUGAUCUACAAAUCGACUUCAGGUGGGGAAAAUACUCGAUCGACUUCGACACCCACAACCAGUCUCACUCGAAGGAGAUGUUGGAUUUUCUUCACAGUAUUGAACAGCAUGCAAGCUGGCCAUUGACAUAUCGCAGUGCCCUGGUGGAGAUCGUGACUAAAUUAAGCAAGCUGUCCGGCAAGAGUCAGGUCAUCACUGCAAUUCCUCAGGCCCUCGACAGCCUACCUCAACCGCCUGAUAUUAUUCUGAUUGAUGAUCCUGCCGAGCUUGACGAGGUCUUGAGCCAACCAUUUGCUAGACCUUUGUUCUAUUGCGCCUCCUUAGCGACGAAAAAACUGCACACGCGAGAGCAUCUCUCAGUACACGAGUUCAUCAACUAUCUGCAGCAAAGCGGAACAAGAGAGAUGGACGUUUAUGAUUAUACCAUACAUGAGCCAUCCGACCGUACUCGAUCCAUGUCAAUGGACAAUGUAGCAGCAUACUUUCAGACUCCGUCCGAUCGUCGCACAGCCUUAAAUUUCCUGGACAUCGAGAACCGGCGUGGUGAUUAUUGCCCCACUCAGAUUGUUCUACACAACUUGUUGUCUUCUAUCUCUUCGAUGGAGGCGACAAAGGUUAAUGACAAAGGCGUAGCCAAAACAAACUCGAGCUGGUCGGAAACUCGUCGAGAGUUCUUUCUUCUAUCGGGCAAGAACGCUGUAUCAACGAUUCAUGUGGACACUGCUGGGCAACUCACAUGGAUUACCAUACUCGCGGGGCGAAAGAUUUGGUAUUUUCCUCGGUGUAUCUCCCCGGAUGAGUCUCUACUGCUCGGUUUGAUGGGUAGUCAAAGCCCCAGUGGAUAUACCGGGGGAUGGGUCAAGGUAGAACUGAAGCCGGGCGACGUAUUGGUCAUGCCUCCUGGCUGCCCGCAUGCUGUCUUCUCACCAGAGGACACUUUAGCGGUCGGGGGCAAUUUUUACACUGCAGCACACUUCGGAUCGAGUCUUUGGAGCCUUUGGUCUCAGGAGAUGUACCCAGAUACCUUCAGCAAUGAAGAUAUCAACCUCAAUGACUACGCUGACCUAACAAAGAUUAUCAACCAUGCUACAGAGCUUAUGUCAGAGGCACAGAGGGCAAACGUUGCAUCUAAAGCGACGCUCUGGAAUGCUCAGAGUCUGCCAGCAGGAGUCUCACCGGAAUUGACAGUCUUUCUCAACAAUCUUUCCAAGCGGACGCGGGAUCCAAAGCAGAAAAAAGCCUGCCAACGCUUCCUCCAGCAGCUUGGCUCUGCCCAUGGUACUACCUCGCAAGACCUGGAAGAGAGUUGA